Hibiscus syriacus is the source of this 576-nucleotide messenger RNA. RefSeq names its product peptidyl-prolyl cis-trans isomerase CYP65-like. Gene Ontology annotation, molecular function: ubiquitin-protein transferase activity. The coding region runs from base 152 to 460 and encodes 102 amino acids. The transcript is spliced from 4 exons. Gene Ontology annotation, biological process: protein ubiquitination. NCBI's taxonomy places the organism in Eukaryota, Viridiplantae, Streptophyta, Magnoliopsida, Malvales, Malvaceae. The record is from RefSeq and is a predicted model, not a curated record.
CGGUCAAAAGUCAAAACCUCCCCCAUAAUAUCUAAAUCAGAAAACGAUACAAUUCCCGCUCCCCCAAAUCAUAAACCCUAACACCCAACGCAAUUGAAUCGCCCCAGAGAAGUUCGCGAAGAUGGGGAAGAAAUAGCACAGCAAGGAUCGAAUGUUCAUAACGAAGACGGAAUGGGCUACCGAGUGGGGCGGCGCUAGAUCCAAAGAGAAUCGUACCCCUUUCAAACGCCUUCCCUUCUAUUGCUGCGCUCUUACAUUCACGCCCUUUGAGUUGCCCGUAUGCACCAAGGAUGGCAGCGUCUUCGAUUUGAUGAAUAUAAUUCCUUAUGUUAGGAAGUAUGGGAAACAUCCGGUUACUGGGGCUACAUUGAAGCAAGAAGAUCUUAUCAAUCUUACUUUCCACAAGAAUUCUGAAGGAGAGUAUCAUUGCCCUGUGUCAGAGAUUAGUUACCUAAGUUAAGAAGAUUGAGUUGGAUUUAUAAAUAUUAUAUCUAGUUAGUAUCCCUAAAUCUAAGGGAUUCUUUUUAUUACUAGAAUUAGUCUCUUACCUAGUUUAGAAGUUACCUAAGAUAAGGC